Messenger RNA from Microcebus murinus (gray mouse lemur), 8315 nucleotides. It is a transcript of the gene ICE1, whose product is annotated as interactor of little elongation complex ELL subunit 1. Lineage: Eukaryota; Metazoa; Chordata; Mammalia; Primates; Cheirogaleidae. The record is from RefSeq and is a predicted model, not a curated record.
CUGCGUCGCGCUCGGGGGCCGCGCCGGGUAGCCUUCUCUUUAGUGCCUGAGGCAGCUCUGGCUCGGAGAGCCUUUUGCCAGAUCCACGGGGACCUCUGUGCACGGAUGGACCCGCCCGGACCCGGCGGGAAGCGGCCUGGCAGGCGGCGGCCCCGGCAGUAUCAGCAGAGAGAGGACAGGGCCGAAGCCGCGGGUCCCUGAGGCGCGCGUGCCCACCGGGCCCGGCGGCGGCACCACCAUGAUGCCGGGCGAGACACACUCGGCGGCGCCCGGGACGGCAGCAGACCUCUCGCGGUGUCAGGGCUGUGUCUCCUUGCAGCAGAAUUUGAAUGAAUAUGUUGAAGCAUUAAUUACCUUGAAACAAAAAAUUAUCAACACUGAUAAUUUGUUAACAGAAUAUCAGAAGAAAUGCGAUGAGCUGCAGUUUGCAAGAAGAGAGAAUAGUACUCUGCAUCACCAAGUGGAACAGAUGCUUCAAAAAAUUUCUCCUCUGCAGAAAUGUCAGGAAGAACUGGGAUCUUUAAAAGCAGAGUUAGAAGAGAAAAAGAGUUCUCUAAAGUUGUAUCAGGAUACUCAUCAGGAAUAUGCUCGGGUAAAAGAAGAAUGCUUAAAAAGUGAUGCUCAGAAGAAGAAAUUAGAAGCUAAGGUGAAGAAGCUGGAAGAGGCUGCCGUCAAGCAAACUCAGGACUUCAAGCAACUGAGAAAUGAAAAGAAAAUACUUGAAAAAGAAUUUAAGAAGACACAGGAAAGGCUUGACGAAUUUUCUAAACAGAAAAAUGAAAAGGAGUUGAGACAUAUUGGAACACAAAUUUCAAAUGAUUCACAUGGAAGCAUAGAUAAAAGAAAAGUAAAACUGCUUCUGAAGGAACUCUGGCUCUGUGUAAACGCAACACCCAGACUACCUGGUGAAGACAGCAGUUGUGUCCUAGAAAUAUCUUCCAAAGAAAACACCAGAUCCAGAGUGUUUGGGGAAGAUGACACACUACCUCCAGCACAAGGAAGUCCUUUCAGGUCCUUAGAUGUGCAGUCAUGCCUCACAGAACUGUCCAUGGAGUUAGAGGAUGAUUUAUCUUCAUGUAAAGAUGUGGAACAAGAGUGGCCUGGUAGAGCAAAUUAUGGUACUGACUGUGUUUUUAAGGAGGCUGGGAAUCCUGAGAUUGUAAUGCAGAGUCAUAAUGAUGGUGACAGUACUGACUUUUCUGACCAUGAUCAUUUUUUUGAUGAAGAUCUUCAAGCUGCAAUUGAUUUCUUCAAACUUCCCCCUCCACUUCUGUCACCAGUGCCGUCACCCCCUCUGAUGUCACCACACGUGGCUUCCUUACCUUCUUCACUUGCACCUGAAACCUACUUUGGAGAGUGUACAGAUUCCAGCGAUAAUGACUCAGCUCAGCUUAGAAAUUCUACUGAGUCUGUUUCAGAAGAUGAUACAACUGAAUCACAGAAUUAUUUUGCCUCAUUCAGAAAAAAUAAACAAAGUAGUAUAUCGGAGGAAAACCCCAAAUUUCAUGGAUCUAUUCAAGCUCUAAGUACAUUGGAAGUAAACAAAACAACAACUCUUGGAUUUGAGACUUCAACAGCAGCACUGAAAGAACCUUUAGCUCAUGAAAAACACUGGACAAUGUCAUCUCAAUUUGUGAGUGAUAGAAAAAGAGACAUUUUGCAAGAGGCAGAAAAACAGACAGAGAUUAGGGGAAAGGACAAGUCAGUGCAAACUGAGAGGACAUUUCCUAAGCCCACGCUAAGCCUGGGCAUUGAGAAGUUGUCUGGCAGCCAAGCAGAGGGGAACGAGGCUGUCCCUGGGGAGUUGGAGCUAUGGCAUUCUCCUCCUGGCAAGAGGCCAUUAAAUGAACCCAGUGAAUCUGAAGGAAAAACCCUAUUGUCCAAAGUGAUAGAAUCACCCAAGUCAGAGUUUACUAAAUGGGCACUAACUAAGGAAAUCACUUCUGAAUCAGACUGUGUAACAGGUUCUGACCAUUUGCGGGAAGCAUCUGGAGAAAUGGAAAGGGAAACAGAGGAUAUGCAAGGGUUCAUUUUGGGAGAAUCACCUGAAUCAGAAGACGAUGAUGCAGGUGAUGCAAUGGAUGUAGCAGGGCUUGAUACUGAAGCCAGUGUUUCCUCCUCUUCCUCACUAGCAUUGUCUGUGUGCAGUAAUCCCCAGUUGUCUUCUGGGUUAGAGUGUGUUAAUGAUACAAGUAGUCCAACUAAAGUAUUCCCUGCUGAACUGCAUCAUUUGAAACAAAAAUUACAAACUAAAAUUUUAAACACGUUAAAUCUGCAGUCUGAGCCACCAGAGUGUUCUGUAGGAGGAAACAGCCUGGAGAAGAGCUUGCGUGCUUUCAGCCCUGAACUGAGAGCAUCUAAUUUUAAUGAUCAGAAGAGCAGUGAGGUAGAAUGUACAAAAGUUGUAAAAGACAUGACCAAAAUACAUCUACUUCCUCAGUCAGUAUUUAUGAAGGCUACAAAAGAUGGACAAUGUGAAAGUCAAGAUCUAGGAAUUGAACUCGCACUAAGUAAGCCAGAGUUCACAUCAUUAAUAGAUUCUCAGGCUGGCUUGAUCAAGGGUGGUUUGGGUUUCCUUAAAAGCACUUCAUGGCACCAUAGUGAUUUAUUAAGGAGAGGUGGGGAAGCAAGUCUGAGAGCUAAAUCAGGACAAGAACAAAAGGCAGCGCCAUCCCUACAGUAUGAAGCACCAGUACCCAUGCCUGAUCUUCCUAGAGAAAAUAAUAAUCCCGUAGAAUUUAAGACCACAUCAUUGUUGCCUAAUCAAGUAUCAGUUAUCACAAAGCAGGCAAGACCUGAAAAGAUUCCAAGUGCUGAACUGGAACACUUGAGACUACGAGGGAAUGAGCCUACCUUAGCAACGGGAGAGAGUGAUAAUGAAACUGAUGAUAUGUCAUCCACAGCAAAAUGUGAUGGGGAAAGAGAUGAUACAUCACAAAAGAGCAAGGAAGUGGCUGCUGUGAAAAGCACUUCACCAGAAGUUUCUACCUCUAGGAGAAAAUUGGAUUUCAGUUCUCCAAGUGAUUCUAUACCAGUAGAAAAUUCUGACUGUUCUAUAAAUAAUGAAUUAUCUUUCUCUUCUGAAAACAUCUGUGUCCAAAACCAAGACCUUGUGAGGGAAGCUGGAGUACAGGCAGAAGCUGCAGUGCAGGCAAAAACUGCAGUGCAGGGAGAAGCUGCAGUGCAGGGAGAAGCUGUAGUGCAGGCAAAAACUGCAUUGCAGGGAGAAGCUGUAGUGCAGGGAGAAGCUGCAGUGCAGGGAGAAGCUGUAGUGCAGGCAAAAACUGCAUUGCAGGGAGAAGCUGUAGUGCAGGGAGAAGCUGCAGUGCGGGGAGAAGCUGUAGUGCAGGCAGAAGCUGCAGUGCAGGGAGAAGCUGCAGUGCAGGGAGAAGCUGCAGUGCAGGCAAAAACUGCAUUGCAGGGAGAAGCUGCAGUGCAGGGAGAAGCUGCAGUACAGGGAGAAGCUGCAGUGCAAGGAGAAGCUGGAGUGGAGGGAGAAGCUGCAGUGCAGGGAAAGGCUGUAGUAGAGGGAGAGGCUGUAGUAGAGGGAGAUGCUACAGUACAGAAGCAAAAGCUGCUUCCUCAGGCCACAGAUCCAGACUCAAGUGGGACAGGUGGCAGUGAGCUGCUUCCAGCCACAGAAGUGACAGCAUCUGGAGGUUUUUCUGUUGAAGAGGACCCCUGUGAGACCUCGGCCGUAGCAAACAGUUCUAACAUACUGCAAAAUGCUAAUGAACUUUUGAAAUUGAAAUCUAAAACUCCUGGUGGGGCUUUUCCCGAAUGUUUUGUCACAACAAGCACCUCUUCAGCGUUUUGCAGAAAAGACGGAGAGACACAGGGUAUCUCCCCAAGUAGCCUUGCUGACACUUUGCAUUGUUACACAGGCAUUCGGGAGGAAAAGGAGGACACCGAGGUAGAGGAGAGUGAGGGGCUUAGCUGCAGUGAGGGGGAACAUGAGCCUGAAGCUGUGAUGGGGAGUGAGCAGCAAGAUGCCACCGGAGACCCACAGAAAGAUUUAGGAGACACAGGUGCUGGUGUAGCUGAGACAAGACCUUCCUUAGAUAUAGGUUAUUUGACCUCAGCUUUGCAAGAUUUUACCAUAAGUACUCUUUCUGAGCUAGACAGACUUUCUACAUCAGAUGUUGUUACGUUUCUUGAGAGUUGUCAGUUAAGGGAUUAUAGUUCAGGGGACUCUGUUUCAGAAUGUUCGAGUAAAGGAACCCUAAAUAAAGAAAUGAACAAAGAACUAAAGCAAAGUGAAAUAUCAGGAGAAAAGUAUGAAGAGCAACCUUGUGAAGAAGAAACACUUGGAACCUCUGAAGAAUGGAUUGAAUCAGAGGAUGAUGAUUCUUUAAAAAAUACAAGCCAGUUUACUCAGUGUUCUUUAGAAACACUGUCUGAGGUUCUCACCAAGAUUGGGCAAGAACUUCAAACAAAUUAUGAAGAUUGUGAUGGUAAAGAUACUGAUAAUUUAUUGCUCUUAAAUAUACAUAACAACACGACAAGUGACAAUUUAAGAGAGAAAGCUCCACCUCAGGAGAUGACUAGCUCCUUGGCACACACUUCAGAACCACCCCCACUGGCAGCCGACUUGGACACCGGAGGCAGCUCUCCCAUUAGCAGUGGACCUAAUAAUGAGAACACUCAGAACAGGCCAGAGGAUGGCCAAGAUGCAAGCAGGCACGCAGAUAGUGGGGAAGAGCGCCAGGCAGGGCCUGCAGAGCCGCCAGCCCUGUGCUGUGACUCAGCAGUGGAGCCAGUGACUGAGCAAAGUGCUAGUUGUGAGGUUGAAACGACAUUUCAGUAUCAGAUAUCGACAGUGACCCCAGAAGUUAUAAAUGUGCUUAUCAAUAAGGAUCAGAAUCUAGUCAUUGAGAAUGGGGACAACUGGACAGUCAUUAGUGGUAUGGCUGUUGUUCCACCCAUGGAACAGGUCACACUGUGUGAGGCUCCUGGAGACAUCCCUGUUUCUCAGGACCAAGGAGGGGUGGAUGCUGGUUGCGUCCCAGUGGCUUCUGUUGAGAAGUCGCCGGAGGCCAGUCUAGCUGCCCCUCCCUGUCAGGAGCCUCCAUGUGGCAGUAGUACUAAUCUUUCAUGUCCCCAAGAGGAUGUUUCAAGCAGUGCUCAGAGCACCAACUUUGAUAAAAGUCGUUUGCGGAAUAGACCUGUUAAGCCAAGUAUAUGGAUUAGUUCUCAAAUAUAUGAUCAAGACUUCGACUCUCAGACUGUUCCGUCUGAUCACACAUAUUAUAACUCGAAACUCGAGCCAUUCGGCAAAAAUAAGAAUCGCUCAAAGAUUUCAAACAAAGAUCAAUCUAACAAAACAGUAAAGACUUUAGCAUCAAGCAGAAUUGAGGCUCAUCAGAGUGAAGUUUCUCAGUCAUUUUCAGGGGAAAAAAGUAAUACAAAAACCCAAAGAAGUCAAACUCAGACCAUUUUAGCAAAUGCUGAUACAUCUGCUCCUACAGAUUGUUCUCCUGAUACUCUGAGUAAAAUACGGCAAGAAGUGGGGCCUCCCCUGCCUCCUCUGCUUGCUCCUCUGAUAGCCACCCCUCCAAGGACUGCACAGCCACUUUCUCCCCUGGCACUGAGUUGUAGUCCUUCCUCACCACCCUCUCCCGUCAGCCAGAUCUCUCCCUUCUGUGAAAUCCCGGUUCCUCCUGUGAUGUCUCCAUGGCCAGAAGACCCCAGGCGCACCUCUCCUCUGGGUCCUUCUCCAUCUCCGUCUGCUGCAUCAGCAGGUGAGAGGAUAGUGUCGUCUCCUCUGCAGUUCUGUGCAGCCACACCAAAGCAUGCACUUCCUGUGCCUGGCAGACUCCCGCCCUGCGCAUCUGGCCAUGCUCCUGUGGGAGGACCUCAGGAGAACUCCGUUAAAAUCCUUGACACCAUGUACCCCGAGUUGUCUGCCAGGGCCCGGACUCUCAACAUCCUCAAAGGAAAUCUUCAGCUUGGUCGAGGUCCAUCCACUGACUGUAAAAAUUUAUCGGGACCUGUCAGUGCUAUGAUAGGAUUCAAAGCAAUCACUUCAACAUCAACUGCUUUUGUCAAAACAGGGAACAGCUCUGGUGGUGACCAGAGCUCUGGUAGCCAAGAUAAAGCCAGAAAUUUGAGGACUCAGCAGGAUUCCAGUGGGAAAAGAACAUUGUCAGCGCCUACGCUGAGGAGUGCUAAAAGAUUGCGCCUGGAUGGUGGGUCCCCAGAACCAGAAAUCAGGGCCCCUGCAGAAGGAAUCCAUAAGAACCUUCAAAGGAAACUCCCUCAAGCUGAAGUAACAACAGAGGAGGAAAGAAGUUGUUCUAGUCCAGCCAUUAGUACAGUUUCACAGCUGCCUCUAAACCCCAAAGAAACUGUGGAGUCACAUGACAAAGCCAUAGCCAAUGCACUGAAGAAAAUUGCGGAGCUUUCUUUUGAUCUGUUACCUGUCAUUCGUAGUCAUGUAUAUGUGGGAAAUAUCUCCAAAAAGCCUGUAAUGAGAGAUCAAGAAAAAGAAGUUGUUUAUGAAUUUAGCACAACAAAAAAGCAUUUAGCAGAAUGCUUGCUUCACUCUAUUCUCUCAGAACUAAAAAUUCAGAAGAUGUCUACAGACCACAAUUACAUUCAUGCCCUCUGCAGAGUGUAUGUGGGUAUUUGUCGGCAACUUGGAGACUUGGAAAGAGCUCGCUUGUUGUGCUACAGUCUACUCAAGGAAGAUUUUCCAGAGUCUGAGAAAUUGACUUUGUUUAUUGCAAACAUGUGGCAUGAUGUAUUUCUCUCUCAGUCGGUGAUUAAUAAAGCAAUGCAGUUAGUUGCCAGGCAUCGUGCUAAAGGAGAGGUUCUGAACUGCUUGAGAGCUUUUCUUAAUUGGGAAAAGAAUGCUCCUGCAGAUGUUGGUUUCAUGGUUUCUAAGCUGCUUUUGACCAUACAGUUAUGUCCAAAAACAGAAUUUCAGUCCAGUGAAAAAUUUGGUGAAGACCUAAGUGAUAAUACGUGGGAAUACAUAUUUGCCAUUGAUCUGCUCUGCUCCCAUCAGAAAUGGAUUUGGACACAUGAUAACAUCAUAAGUAAGGAGCUGUGGCCUGUUAUGGAUAAGUGGAUAAAAUACAGAAAAGGACAUGCGAACAUUGCAUAUAUUCCUGAUGUUAUUAUAGCAUCAAUACUGAGGCUCAUUGGUCGUUUAGGCCAAUUGGGUUUGAAGGAAGGAUUUCCAUCUGCUGUGAAAAAUAUUAGUUCAGUUAUUGGUAUGUUUAUACAGCAUGCUCAGGAUGAAGAUAUUCCAUGGGGUAUACAGUUAGCAGCCGUAUAUGCUCUCUGUGACUUGAGUCCCAGCAAUCCAGCAGAAAUUUGCAAGAUCCUGGAAGCUUGGCGGAGAGAGGCCUCCAAGAACGUUCCGUCUGCCAUCCUCAGCUACCUGGAAGAAGUCGGUGCGCUGAGUGCAGAGGGGCUCGGCUGACCCAAGAAGGCCACUGUGGCUAGAGAAGUGCCUUGACACAUUUGAAUAUAAAUAGAUUAAUCAGCUUUCAGAUACAAAGGAAGGUUUAAAGAAGACGCAAAAUAAACUGACAAGAGGCUCUCCUUAUCGUUUGGCAAGGAGACAGGAGAAACAAACAAUUGCACAGUUGUUUUUCCCUAAAUCACAUACAUUUCACUUAUGGUUAUUGUGAUCAUGUGACAUAUGGAUUGUAUUAUUGUGUCUUGGUCAAACAACAAAAAACUUGAAUUUAGCCCUUUUUUUGCUGCAGAAAGUGUCUUUUUAGUGGCUUUUUAAAAUUGAGUGGCAUUUUAUAAUGAACUUACCAAUAUAAAAACAUGAUUUGGUUCCUGAGCUGUUUUCGGACUUGUGUUCAAAUGAGUGACUAGGAAAAAGUAAAUUGGCAAAACAAAGACCUAAAGAGUUUUCCACUUCUUAGCUGGAAAUGGGCUACAAAAGUUUUUCUCAAGAUGUAAUACAUAAUUGAUCCGAGUAAAACAUGGAGAGCCCUUAGCAGAAACUCACUUUAAUGCAUUUUCUUUUUAUCUCUAAAAUUCCUUAAAAAUAUUUAACUAUAUAUCAGGAAGAGGAGAACUGAAGAGUAGAAGUUCCCUUGCAGGUUUGUAUCAGUGACAUGUAUAUGAGCGAUUCAGAGGCGACUGCAGGCAGAGAGAGCUCUGUGUGCUGUGUACAUAUGGUCAGUGCUAUGAUGUGUCUCACAUUUGAUGAUAUUCCACUUUCGGAAUUUUAGUAUUUGUAUAUAGAACAUGGGUUUAAUAACUCACCGUGGUUCUGAUUUGUCUUAUAUUCAUCAUUUCUUAAAACUCUUGUAUGUGUUUUUUAUAAUAAAAAAUAAAAGUAAGCCAUG